Colletes gigas is the source of this 855-nucleotide messenger RNA. It is a transcript of the gene odd, whose product is annotated as protein odd-skipped. Gene Ontology annotation, molecular function: RNA polymerase II transcription regulatory region sequence-specific DNA binding; DNA-binding transcription factor activity, RNA polymerase II-specific. Bases 1 to 855 code for a protein of 284 amino acids. NCBI's taxonomy places the organism in Eukaryota, Metazoa, Arthropoda, Insecta, Hymenoptera, Colletidae. The transcript has 2 exons. The record is from RefSeq and is a predicted model, not a curated record. Gene Ontology annotation, biological process: regulation of transcription by RNA polymerase II; embryonic pattern specification; embryonic hindgut morphogenesis. Gene Ontology annotation, cellular component: nucleus.
AUGGAAGCGAAGAUGGAGCCGCUGACACCCCCGCACACGCCGCCCACCCUCGACAGAUCGAUCCACCAUCAACACCAGCUGCCGAUCACGUCUCCAAGAUGGAUCAGGUCUCAGCAGCUGGCUGGCAGAUUCGUCCAGCAACAACCCACCGGUCAGAACGUCGGCUACCAGGCUGCGUUCCUCGACAAUUGGCUACGCGGAGCAGCGCUCCUCGCCGUCAGGGGCUGUUGCCCCCAAACGUCUUCCCCGCAUCCUUAUCAUCACCAGGGUCAUCAGGGUCUCCAUCCAGCGAUCCCCGUGCCGCCACCCGCGUCCUUUCUCACCAGGCGACUGCCGGGCCAGAGACCCAAGAAACAGUUCAUCUGCAAGUUCUGCAACAGACAGUUCACCAAGAGCUACAAUCUGCUGAUACACGAGAGGACGCACACCGACGAACGACCAUACUCCUGCGACAUCUGCGGGAAGGCAUUCCGCAGGCAGGAUCACCUGAGGGAUCAUCGGUACAUCCACAGCAAGGAGAAGCCUUUUAAAUGCAGCGAGUGCGGCAAAGGAUUCUGCCAGAGCAGGACUCUGGCCGUGCACAAGAUCCUGCACAUGGAGGAGUCGCCGCACAAGUGUCCCGUAUGCGCUAGGAGCUUCAACCAGAGGAGCAAUUUGAAGACCCAUCUCCUGACUCACACGGACGUCCCUCAGGAUCUGAGGAUCGAGGCACCGGUCACGACGGAAUCGAGGAUCGCCGCCUCCACGACCGUCAAGCAGAUGGCGGAGAGGGUGAGCAGCCCGAUCCCGAUCCAAAGGACCGCCACCUCUGCUCCUAAACUCGGUUUCACUAUAGAAGAUAUCAUGAGACGUUAA